Molecule: messenger RNA, 4299 nt
Organism: Adineta steineri
Lineage: Eukaryota; Metazoa; Rotifera; Eurotatoria; Adinetida; Adinetidae
Source: the annotation of a GenBank genome assembly
AUGCUUCAUUUGAGCAUCUCCUACAAUAAACCUAAACUUUGUGCAAAUGCAUCGUGGAAUUCUACAGCAAUAACGUUCGCGAACAGCACUAUAGUUGGUACAGGUCCCACUGGUAUUUUUGUUAGUUCAAAUAAUACCGUCUAUGUCGCUGAUCAGUCAAAUAAUCGGAUCCAAGUAUGGCUUAACGGCAAUACGAUACCCACAAGAACUAUCGCUGGUGGUUUAAUCAAACCCUAUAGCCUUUUCGCCACAGACAAUGGUGAUAUUUAUGUUGAUAAUGCCUAUUCAAAUAUGCGAGUAGACAAAUGGGAAACAAAUUCAAAUAGUAGUGUUCCAGCGAUGUAUGUUUGCACACAAUGCUACGGUCUUUUUGUUGACAUCAGUAAUAAGCUUUAUUGUUCAAUGUAUAAUUCGCAUAAAAUUGUCAUGCAACCAUUGGAUAAAAGUGUAAAUAUAUGGAGUAUAGUCGCUGGUACAGGUACUGCUGGAACAACACCGCUUACACUUUAUAAUCCUCGUGGAAUUUUUGUCGAUAAUAAUUUAAAUUUGUAUGUGGCUGAUAGUACCAAUCAUCGAAUUCAAAAGUUUUUAUCAGGACAAUUAAAUGGAACAACAAUAUCAACAGGAGCUAUUAUAAUAAACAAUCCAACUGCAGUUAUUCUUGAUGCUGAUGGAUAUCUCUAUAUUAUUGAUAGUAGUAAUCAUCGUCUUAUUGGUUCAAAUGCUUAUGGGUUUCAAUGUAUUGCAGCUUGUUCUGGACAGGGAUCACAAUCGUAUCAGUUAUCUAACCCAUUAACUCUUAGUUUUGAUAGUUAUGGAAACAUAUUUGUUACUGAUCAAACUAAUAAUAGAAUUCAAAAAUUUCUUCUGAUUACAAAUUCAUGUAAUGGAACGACAACAGCAACAACUAUAUCUACUGUAACUUCAACCAAUACUACUUUGACAACUGCAUCGUCUUCAAAACUUCUUUCGUACAAUCUACCAAAAUUCAGUAUAAAUACUUCAUGGAGUACCAACGGAAUAACUUUCGCCGAUUCAUCUGUAAUUGGCGGCGAGGUUGCUUCUAUAUUUAUUGAUACUAAUAAUACGAUAUAUGUAUGUGAAUGGAAUACAGCUCGUAUUCAAAUAUGGCAUGAAGGUAGUACCGUACCCACACGAAAUAUCUCCGGCGGUUUAUCCUAUCCAUUUGUUAUGUUUGUUGCUAUUAAUGGUGACGUUUAUGUCGAUAACGGUGAUUCAUAUGGUCGCGUCGAUAAGUGGACACCAAAUUCAACCGUUAGUGUUCCAGCAAUGUAUGUGCAAGACGCGUGUUGGGGUCUUUUCCUCGAUGUUGAGAAUAACCUUUAUUGUUCAAUAUAUACACUCGAUCGAGUUAUUGUGAAAUCAAUGACUACAAAUUCAGACAUGUGGAAAGUUGCUGCUGGUGCAGAUUGUGCAGUGUCAACAACAAACACGCUUGAUGGUCCUCAAGGAAUUUAUGUUGAUACAGAUCUGAAUUUAUAUGUUGCUGAUGCUUAUAAUGAUCGAAUACAAUUAUUUUCAUCAAGACAACUAAUUGGUAAAACGCUUGCGGGUACUGGAGCAACUGGAACUAUUGAUCUCUAUAGACCCGCCGCAAUUACUUUGGAUGUUGAUGGUUAUCUUUUCAUUACGGAUCGUGGCAAUCAUCGUAUCGUUGCGUCAGGACCAAAUGGAUAUCGUUGUUUAGUUGGAUGUGCAGGCACUUAUGAUUCGACACCAAAUCAAUUAUAUGCUCCAACAUAUAUAAGUUUUGAUACUUAUGGAAAUCUAUUUGUUGCCGAUGAUCAUAAUUAUCGAGUUCAAAAAUUUCUUAUAAUAAAUACUUUUAAUGAUGUGACUGUUAAUCAACCAAAUUUGUGUUCAUCUACAACUUGGUAUACAAAUGGUAUUAUAUUUACUAAUAGUAGUACAGUUGGCACACGACCAUAUGGUAUUUUUGUCAGUAUUACCAAUACUAUUUAUGUAACUGAUCAAGAUCAUGAUCGGGUCGUUAUGUGGUUCGAAGGAAGUAUUAUCCCAGAUAGAAUUGUUUCUGGUGGUCUGAAUCAACCAUAUGCUGUUUUUGUUACUCCAAAAGGUGACUUAUAUGUUGAUAAUGGUGUAAGUUAUGGUCGAGUCGAUAAAUGGUCAUCAAAUUCAAAUAUAAGUAGUAUUACAUUGACAGUUCCUAAUGAAUGCUGGGGUCUUUUUAUUGACACUAGUAGUGUUCUUUACUGUGCAGCAACUUAUUCUCAUCGAGUUGUCAAGCGAUGGUUAAAUGAUAAUGUAACAACAUCAUCAAUUAUUGCUGGUACAGGUACCGCUGGAGCAACUGCAACUACAUUGAAUGAACCCGUGGGAAUUUAUGUUGAUACGGAAUUUAAUUUAUAUGUUGCAGAUUGUCUGAAUAGUAGAAUUCAAAAAUUUUCUCUAAACGUAUUUACUGGAACAACCAUAGUAGGAGCUAGUGCACCGGGUACAAUUACACUUAAUAAUCCAUAUGGAAUAACACUUGAUGCUAAUGGAUAUCUUUUUAUUGCGGAUUGUUAUAAUCAUCGAAUAAUUGGAUCAGGACCAUAUGGUUAUCGAUGUUUAUUUGGAUGUACGAGUGUUGCUGGUUCUGCAUUGAAUCAAUUAUAUUAUCCGUCAACUUUAAGUUUUGAUACUUAUGGAAAUUUAUUUGUUGCUGAUUAUUUUAAUGGUCGCAUUUUAAAGUUUAUUUUAGCAUCAAAUUCAUGUAGUCAGUAUAGAAUUAUUGUAAUAUUUGUAUUAAUUGAUUUAUUUUUAGGUCUGUCAUAUAAUCAACCAACAUUUUGUUCUAAUGCUUCAUGGUUUUCGAAUGCAUCAACUUUUGCAUCAAGUAGUACAACCGGUUUAUUACCUUAUGGUAUUUUUAUUAAUGGAAUUAAUACUGUGUAUGUACCUAAUCGAGUUAGUAACACUAUUUUAUCAUGGCCUCAAGGAAGUACUACAUCAACAAGUAAUAGUUAUAGUAAUUUAAGUAGUCCAUACAGUCUUUUUAUGUCUAUUACUGGUGACAUUUAUAUUGAUAAUGGUUAUUCAUAUGGUCGAGUUGAUAAAUAUAUAUUUAAUACAUCAAACCGUGUAACUGUUAUGAAUGUUAAUGGAAGUUGCUAUGGUUUAUUUAUCGAUGUUAAUAAUAAUCUUUAUUGUUCACUUAAAAAUCUUCAUCAAGUUGUUAAACUCUUACUUAAUAAUGGUACAACCAUCCCGACAAUCGCAGCCGGUAAUGGUACUGCUGGAUCACUAUCAAAUAUGCUUAAUUCUCCUCAAGGAAUCUAUGUUGAUAGUAGUUUAAACUUAUAUAUUGCAGAUUGUGCCAACAAUCGUAUUCAAUUCGUUCAAACUGGUCAAUUAAAUGGAAUGACAAUCGUUGGUAAUGGAUCAUCAGCAAAUUUUAUACUCAACUAUCCGACUGGAAUUGUUCUUGAUGCUAAUAGUUAUCUUUUUAUUGUCGAUAGUUAUAAUCAUCGUAUUGUUGCUUCAAAUUAUUAUGGUUUUCGAUGUAUAGUAGGAUGUUCAGGAGGUGGUUCAUCUGCAUCUCAAUUAUCAUUUCCACAAAGUAUGGCUUUUGACAGUUAUGGAAAUAUAUAUGUUACUGAUCGAAAUAAUAGUCGAGUGCAACAAUUCACUCUUCAAACGAACAACUGCAUACCACGAGUAGCACUACGACUAGCAGUACUACUACGAGCAGUAGCACUACCACUACCACUACCAGUACCACAAGUAGCACUAUUACCACUACCACCACCAGCAGUACAACUACAAGCAGUAGCACUACCACAAGUACCACUACUACUACUACUACUACCACAAGUACUACAACAAGUAGCAGUAGUACCACAAGUAGUACUAGUACGAGCAGCAGUAGCACCUCAAGUACCACUACUACCACGACCACCACUAGCAGUACUACUACUACUACCACUACAAGUACUACAACAAGUAGCAGCAGUACCACAAGUACCACUACCACCACAAGCAGUAGUACCUCAAGUAGCACCACUACAAGCAGCAGCAGCACUUCAAGUACUACUACUACUACCACUACCACCACUAGUACUACAACAAGUAGCAGCAGCACCACAAGCAGUACCACCACGAGCAGCAGUAGUACUUCAAGUAGCACUACUACUACCACUAGUGCGACAACAAGUAGCAGCAGCACCACAAGUAGCACUACUACAAGCAGCAGCAGUACUUCAAGUAGCACCACUGCCACGACCACCGCUACCAGUACCACUACGAGCAGUAGCAGCACUACAGGUAGCAGUAUAA